GGUUUCAGAUUUUUUUUUUUUUAAUAUAAACACAACAAUCACUUAUCUUUACUGUAAACUAAUUCUGAUUUCAGAUUCUUUCCGAAACUUUCUCACUAGAACUAAGUAAAAUGAGUGAAGACAAGAAAAAGAUUUUGUUAUCCUCCUCUGUAAGUUAUAUUGCUUUCAAAUUGUUUUUAUUUAUAACUAUUUAUAAUUAAUAGUAACCUAUUUAUUUACAAAUUAAUUCAGUUUUUGUGUUUUGAGUUAGUAACUUUUAAUUUUAACCAACUAGUACAAACUUACAAAGUCAAGUACAACUAACUACUAAAACUCACUUAGAGUUAGAGCAGGGGUCUCAAACUCGUGGCCCACGGGCCAUUUGCGGCCCGCAAGAUGAUAUUUUGCGGCACGCCACCAGUUUGGAAUUAAUGCGGCCUGCAUGUUUUCCCCAGUCUCAUAUCUAAAUCUAUUCUAAGUUUAAUGUGAAUGUGACACUCCACGACCAUUUCAGUGGAAUCUCACCGAUUAUUAGUCUAAUUCUGAUUUCUAGUAUUAUUAUUGUAUAAUUUUGGACGUUGAUUAGGCCUAUAAUAUAAUGGUAAAUACAUUUUAAAAUCGGUCAAACAGUUUUUAUUUUAUAGCAUUUUCUGAGACAAACAUUGCCAAAGUGUGGUCUUGGUUUGAGAAAACACGCUUCGAAUAUUAUCUAUACAUAAAUAUAUCACAAGUUUAAAAAGUCAGUUAGUGGUUAAUGCACAAUCAUAAUUGUGUAAAUUGUAGCAAUCUGACACAGUAUCAAAGCUUUCCUAUUAAAAUUGCAGCUAGUAACGAUUGAGGGAAAUUCAGAGCAUGUCAGCUUGGUCAAAAAGGCCUUUUAUACGAUUAAAAAAUAUCAAAAUUCAUUCUCCCUACAAUAGAAUCUUUCUUAGCAAAAAUAAAUCUUAAAUAUUGCCCCAUUCCCUACUUCUGUUUGAAUACAUUUUAGUUUUAAAAUAGAUAGUGUGAAUCGUCAUAUAUUUAUUUUAAUUUUAUUAUUUUUUUGUAUUACUAGAUGCUUGUUAUUUUCAUAGCAUUUAUUAGCUAAAUACUUCUACCUUAGAUCACCUGGAAUUUUAUUUUCUUACUAAGGAUAUAAUGCCGUUAACAAUGACAUGUAAUGUUACGGCCUGGUUCUUGAGAAUACUUAGACUUAAUGUUUUUAUUUGUUUUUAAUAAAGGUUGAGCAGAUUGAAACAGUUGUACUUUAUUAAAUUUAUAACCACUUUUUGUGGAAUACUUGUUGCGGCCCAGUCUCACUCAGACUCUACAUCCUGCGGCCCCUGGAUAAUUUGAGUUUGAGACCCCUGAGUUAGAGUCUUAGACUUAGUUUAGACUUAGUCACUUUUGUUUACUUUUAGUUUAGUUUAGUGAGUUAGUCACAGACUAACAGACAGUUGAGAAAGUGAGUGUGAGCUUUAGUGUAAGACUCAUUUUAGAGUUUUAGUUUUACGCGUAGACAAGACCCCAGGAGGGCCUGUGGCUGUACUGAGUGUACUCACUAACAAAGUGUACUACUGUACCUGACACUGUGGAGAGUGUAAGUGAUGUAGGCUACAAUGAUUGAUACUCCCCAGUAUUGUAUGUGACAAUGUCGAGAAUUUAUGUAAGUGUACUCCUCCUCAGUACUAUAACUGUAAAUUGUACAAGUAAAAGCGUCACUGUAAAGUUAAAAUGUAAAGUCAGUAAAAUGAGGUCAAGCUCAAGUGUAACUUAACUUUAGGCCCAGGGGAAAACUAAGGGAAGGGGUCAGUAAGGUAUAGUGUUUUAUUUUUACUUUUAGCAAAUAUUUAUAUUUUUUCAAUGUUGAAAUCUGAUUUUUUUUACAUUCCCCCCACACCCCCCUUUUUUUUCCAUCAUCAGAAAUAAACAAUUAAAAUAAAACACUUGGGUAAUGGUCACAUACUUUGCAAUCCAUAUAUUAUUAGUACCUUUAAAAAGUAAAAUUUUUAUACCCCUUCGCCCUAGCUGCCAGAGCUUUAUGAAGGGGGCAUCCACCUGGGAGCCAACCUUAAGAGGGCGCCAAAAUUAUAAUUUUUCAUACAAAUUAUGUGUAUUAUUAUAUACUUUUAUAGAUAAACUAGAUUACACUUCAUUAAAAAUUAUACUCUUCAAAUUUAAAAUUAAAUAAACUUGUUCUGUUUGUUGUUGUAAUUAGAACAUUCUCUUAUUAUAAGUGUAUAAGAAUUUUUGUUGGUAUAACUAUAAAAUUUUAGCUUUUUUUUACAUAUUUUUAGGCAAUAAAUUAUAAUAUUUCAGUAAUAUUACUUUUUUAUUAAAUAGAUGGUGGAUCUCAAAGCAGAGCUUUUUCGUAAGCAAGAGGAAUUCAGGCAGCAAAAAUUAGCUAAUUCUGAAUUUGUACGAGCUAAAAAAACUGAGAAGGUAAAAAUACUAAUUUACUGUUAUGUAACACGUUAUCAUCUGUAUAAUAUUAAUUUCAUGCUGUCCCUUAACAUUUGCUCUGCUGUUCUAUUUUAUGACUUAAAUGUGUAACUGUAAACAAAGAGACCUGCUGAUAUUUUAUCAUAGCAUACUUGUAAUAAUUAAGUUUAAAAAUCAGUAAUUUAAUUGAUUUGUGCACAGUUAAAAAUGUUUAUGUUGUUUUAAGUUCUUAAAAAGAUAAAUAAAAAAAGGUUACUUUAUAAAAAUCUCUACAGAGCUCAAAGAAUACAUUAUGUAACCGUCAAAAUCCAGGUGUUCAAGCAAGAGCACAACAAGAUAUUGAAGACAGACCUAAAAAUGAUGAGGAAGAAGAAAUGCUUCUUAAAUCGCGGUUAGUAUUUUUUUUUAAGAUAAGAUUCUUUUAUUUAUCUAAAUAAAUGGAAAUGUUUUUUGAUUGCAUUAUACAUUUUCAGCACAAAAAUAAAAUAAUUUGAACACAAGACAUUUAUGAUAAAUUAUUUCAAACAGCCAUUCAGUGAGUUCUCUUAGCAAAAUCGGGGACUUAUUAGUUCUCAUUCAGAUGUGUGACUUCAGAGGAAGCACGCCGGUAAAUUCGUACAGAUUGGGGAACAAAUAAUUUUUUUAUCUGUCAGUCCUCGCCCUGAUGGAAAGAAUUCGUCCCGAACGGCCAGAUCCUAAGUAUCUGUGAUGAAGAGGGUGGGAUGUAUCAUCCAAAAUGUGUUUAGUUUAGCAAAAACAUCUUUCUUCAAAUAGUUCUUUAAGUGAAGGAUGUUUAGUUUGUGUUAUGUUCCUAGCUUUCUUGAUUAAUCGUUUUUAUGCGGUGUUUAAUAUCAGACGUUGAAUUCCCACACUGGCAGGUAAUACUGAAAUUAAGCAGGCUUCCAAUAGUUGCACUAUAGAAUAAGUUAACAACUUGCUUGUUUACGCCAAAAUUGUACAGUUUUUUGAGGUAGAUCGGUCUUUGGUUGAAUUUUUUAUACAGCAUUUGGCCAUGCUCCGGCCAUGUUAGCUUAUUAUUAAUGGUGACACCUAAGUACUUGUAUGCCUCCACUUUCUCCAUAUUUGAUUUUUUAUGUUGUGAUCUGUAAUCUGGUGUAAACAUAUAAAAUUUGUUUGAUGCUGGAACAUAUUAAAAUAUUUUACCUUUAAGUGCUUAAAUAGAUUUUAAAUAGUGAUACUACAGUCUGUUGUUUUAUUUACUUGUAGCAAAGCUCUUGAAGAAAAGUCAAAACUGUAUGACAAGAUUACACAUAGUUCUGAUAUACCAGGUAUUUAAUAACUUUGUAUUAAUGUAGUAAAUCGUAUAGAUAUUUGAAUCUAGACUCUGUUACAGUAAAUUUCUAAAAAUAAAUGUUACAUUUUUAUUUUAAAGUAACUUUUUUUAAAUUUAUAAGAUUCAUUUUGUGUAUUUAAAUUAUCUUAAUUUUAAUACUGCUGAAGCAUGUAUUAUUUGCCAUGAUUUAUUUUUUUUGAAAGAGGAAGAUGGAAGUGGAUACUAUCUGGUAGAUUUCCAGAAGAAAGCAAUAGACUCAAUAGUAGCAGAGAGAGAAACAAAGAGGAGAGAAGAGGAACAGGAAAAGGAAGCAGAAGAUCAUGAACUUGCCUCUGAAAUCCCAGAACCUUUAGACCCUGAUCAGGAAUGGUAAAGUUAAGGAUUGAAUUUUCGUCAUUAUGUUUGGGUAAAAUAGUUUAACAGAAUCCUUAGUCCAAUUGAAAAAAUAAUUUAUUAUGUUUUCUGUAGCCAGAGAUUCAAGGGGAUGUAAGUUCAAUAAAUAAUUUUAUAUGCCAGUUACACUGAUAUUAUACUAUUUAAUCAUGAUUUUAGGGUUGAAUUUACUGACUCACUUGGCAGACAGCGAUGCUGUAUGAAAAAAGAUUUGGAUCUACUUUUGAAGAAAGAUAAAGAACUUGCACUGUAAGCAUUUUAUAUUACCAAAUGUAAUUCAACACCUUUUAAACUUUUCUCCCCCUAAAAUUUCAAUUAUAAUUUAUUAUAAAUUUGUUUGUGUGAUGCAGUUUUUUUUAAAUUUGUCUUUUCAUCAGAGCACAAUCUAAAAAAAACUUGAUGCAAGGACAGGGCGCAGAUGACUAUGAUCUAACCUUGCCCCAUCUGAUGUCAUCAGAUAUGCACAGAGAGAUGAUGAGGCAAAAAUGGGAAAAUGAAGCUAAAGAACUUGUUGAGAAGUCUCAAAAUGACAUUCAUUACUCUAAUGUCCAGUAUGAUGGUCAGUGAAAUAAUUAUUAUUGAUGGAAAGUAGUACAGAAAUCUUUUAAGCUAGAAAUUACUCGCCAAACAAUGAUGUGACAAUGUGUCAACUUCCUAUCUGCUAAUACUGCUAAAGUUACUUGACAAAACAUUCAUUCAAGAAAUAAACUUAAUAAAAACAUGCCAAUUUUAUUUUGUGCAUCUAAUGAAUGCAACAUUACAACCAGACAUAAUACAUACAUAAAGACUUACUUACUUACUUAUGCCUUUCUACCCCGUCUGGGGCAUAGGCCGUCUACAAGAACUUUCCACUCCUCACGGUCCUGUGCUUUCCUUUCCAAUUGCUUCCAGGUGUAUCCCAUAUUUUGCCUGUAUGCCUCUAGCUCGCGUCUCCAUGUAUUCUUAGGCUUUCCUCUCUUUCUUUUUCCCUGUGGGUUCCAUGUUAGGCAUUGUCUGGUGGUGCUAUCUGGGGGUUUUCGGAGCGUAUGCCCUAUCCAUCUCCACCUCUUCUUUAUGAUAUCUUCAUCAAUGGGCACCUGAUGUGUCCUUUCUAGUAGAUCUUUGUUGUUGAUAGUAUUUGGCCAUUUGAUUUUCAGGAUUUUUCUAAGGCAUGUGUUUAUGAAUGUCUGCACUUUCUGCAUAAGGCUCGCUGUUGUUUUCCAAGUUUCUGCACCAUAUAGUAGGACUGUUUUGACAUUUUUAUUAAAGAUUCUGGUUUGCAGUUUCAGCUCCUUCGACUCCCAUAUUUUCUUUAAUAGUACAAAUGCCGAUCUAGCUUUUCCAAUUCUGGCCCUUACGUCUGCAUCGGAUCCGCCAUUUGUGUCUAUGGUGCUGCCUAGGUAUGUGAAGGACUCCACUUCUUCCAGUGCCUUUUCUGCCAGAUAGAUAUGCUCAUGGUUGGAUGGGUUUACCUUCAUGAUUUUUGUCUUGCUUUUAUUUAUACUGAGACCAAGCUGUGCUGAAAAGGUGGCUACGUCUUUUGUCUUUUCCUGCAUUUGUUGCUGGUUGUGGGACAGAAGUGCAAUGUCGUCUGCAAAGUCUAAAUCAUUCAGUUGUUCCCAGAGAGUCCACUGUAUCCCAUUCCUCCUUUUGUCUGUGGAUUCUUUCAUUAUCCAGUCAAUGGCAAGGAUGAAUAGAAAUGGGGACAAGAGGCAUCCUUGUCUGACUGUAAAGGAAUCUGUGAGUCUACCUUCGUGGACCACCCUGCAUGUCAUUUCUUCAUAAGAGCUCUGAAUGAUCCUGACUAGUUUCCCUGGUACUCCAUAGUGCCGAAGAAGUUUCCACAAGGUUUGUCGGUCCAGGCUAUCAAAGGCCUUUUCGUAGUCUAUAAAAUUUAUAUAUAGGGAGGAGUUCCAUUCGAUGGACUGUUCUACAAUGAUUCUUAGUGUUGCUAUUUGAUCUGUGCAUGAUCUGUUUAUGAUCUGUUUUGGCGGAAGCCAGCCUGUUGAUCUCGUAGCUGCAUGUCGAUCUGGUCUUUCAUUCUGUUCAAAAUAAUUCUGUUAAAGACCUUUCCUGGUACAGACAGCAGUGUGAUUCCUCUGUAAUUUGCACAAUUGCUGAGAUCCCCUCUCUUUGGGAUCUUGAUGAGGUAUCCUUCUUUCCAAGCUUUUGGAACUCUCUCUUCUUCCCACAGAAGCAGCAAGUUGACUAUUGUAUCUAUAUCAGCUCUCAUCAUCUCUGCUGUGAUGUUGUCCGGUCCCGGUGAUUUCCCUAAUUUGAGUUGCUUGAUGGCGAGAGCUAUUUCUUCCUUAUUUGUUGCGCCUUCUUCAAUGUGUAGGUCUUCAUUUGCUGGUUGUAUGUCUGGUGUGUCUGUGGGUGGUGGUCUGUUUAAUAGUUCCUUAAAGUAUUCCAUCCAUCUUGUUUGUUGCUCUCUCUGUUAUAGAUCUACCUUCUCUAUCUUUGACAGGUUUCUCCAGCCUUUUGUAUCUCCCUGACAGUUUUCUUGUUAUGUCGUAGAGCUCUUUCAAGUUGCCCUUCCUGGCUGCUUCUUCUGCUGUCGACGCUAGGCCAUCUAUGUAGGCAUUUUUAUCUUUUUUAAUGCUGUUUUUUACCUUUUGGUUUGCUUCUUUAUAUCUCUCUUGCGCUUUCGUUUUCUCCGCCCUGGUGCGGCUGCUGUUAACUAUAUUUUUCAUUUCUUUUCUCUCUUUUAUUUUUUGUAGUGUGUUUAUUGAGAGCCAGUCUUUUUUUUUCUGUUUCACUGAUCCUAAAACUUCUUGGCAGGUGGAUGUUACAGAUGUCUUUAUACUUUGCCACAUAUGUUCUACUUGGUCAUCUUCUGUUUGGUCUUCUGUUUGAUCUUCUAGCACUUGGAACUUAUUCUUCAAGGUAGCACUGAAUUCUUCCCUUUUCUGCUCAUUAGCCAAACGUCCUACAUUGAAUUUGGUUUGCUUAGCAGUUGGCUGUUCCCAGUAUUUCUUCAGCUUUAACUUAAGUCUCGCCCAAACAAGAUGAUGAUCGGAUGAAACAUCUGCUCCUCUUUUUGCUCGUACUUCUUGUAGAGACGUUCUAAAUUUUUUGCUAAUGCAUAUGUGAUCUAUUUGGUUUUGCGUUUUGUUGUCUGGGGAUACGACCCAUAUCGUCUUGUGGAGGUUUUAAUGUUGAAAUUCGCUUCCUCCUAUAACGUCCUACAUUGAAUUUGGUUUGCUUAGCAGUUGGCUGUUCCCAGUAUUUCUUCAGCUUUAACUUAAGUCUCGCCCAAACAAGAUGAUGAUCGGAUGAAACAUCUGCUCCUCUUUUUGCUCGUACUUCUUGUAGAGACGUUCUAAAUUUUUUGCUAAUGCAUAUGUGAUCUAUUUGGUUUUGCGUUUUGUUGUCUGGGGAUACGACCCAUAUCGUCUUGUGGAGGUUUUAAUGUUGAAAUUCGCUUCCUCCUAUAACAAGCUCAUUUGUUGCGCAGACGUCUGCUAGUCUUUCUCCGUUCUCAUUCCUCUCUCCUACCCCGUGUCGUCCCAUGAUUUCCUCAUACCCACUGUUGUCUUUUCCAAUCUUGGUGUUAAGGUCUCCCAUUAAGAUGUUCAGUUCUCUAUUAGGGAAUUUUUCUUUUAGUGCUUGUAGUCUAUUAUAGAAUGUUUCUUUCUCUUCUUCUUUGCUAUCAUUGGUGGGUGCAUAACACUGUAUUAUGUUCAUCUUUAUUUUCUUUUUCUUGGUUCGGAAGGUUGCUGUUAUUAUCCUCGGUCUGUGUGCUUCCUAUCCAAUCAAUGCAUCCUGUGCCUUCCUUGACAACAUCAAAGCGACUCAUUGCAUGUGUGGAGCAUCUUCCUCCUCAUGCCCCGAGUACACUAGUUUUUCUCCAGAGUCCAAAGUUAUUUGCCCAGCUUGUAUCCAUCUUGUUUUACAGAUGCCAAGCAGUGUAAGUUUGUAAGAUCUCAUUUCUGCUGCCACCUGCGCUGCUUUCCCUGCUUCAUACAUGGUUCCACGUGCCUAUGUUUGUUUCAUUAGAAAGGAGGGUCUUCGGCCUUGAGGCUUCCAGUAUAGCCUGGGUUUGGCCACAAGGCUCGCAGUAUAGCCUGGGUUUGGCCACAAGGCUUCCAGUAUAGCCUGGGUUUGGCCACAAGGCUUCCAGUAUAGCCUGGGUUUGGCCACAAGGCUUUAUAGGUCUUCUUGGAGAAGAAGAGUCCUCUCUUCUCAGGGCUGAAAUUUGUUGGUUUUUUCUUGUUGACGUUUCUGUAGCAAUUUGUUUUUACGGGUGAGGUAGCUGGCCUCACGCAAACCCUCCUCCUUUUGCACCCGGGCUUGGGACCGGCCUUGGGGGAGUUACAUAAAGACUUAGAGAAUUAUUAUUUGUGAUAUUAUUUUCCACAUUGUCAUCUGCUUUAAACUUCUAAAAUAUUAUUCCCUUGUCCAAAAAAAUAGAAAUCAGGAAUCAUGGUGUUGGCUUCUUCCAGUUUUCAAAAGAUCAUGAAAAGAGGGAGGAAGAAUUAGACAAGCUCAAAAGCUUUCGAAAAGAAGUGAGUACUAAUCCAGCAACACCUUUAAGCAUAAAGAGUAUGGGAUUAUUUUGUGUGUUAUUAUUUUAGCAAGUUUCCUUACAAAUAAUUUACAAAUUUUAAAGAUAUUUGAAUAUCAUUUCUCAGACACUAGAAGAGCGUUCUCGUAAAGAUCACAUCAAAGACAAAAGAAAAGCCAUGAUGGAGGAGAGGCUAGCAAAAGUGAGGCAAAGAAGGAAAUUGAAAGCAGAUGUGACUGAAGAAGGUGAGCUGAUCACUAGUCUUUUGUUAAAAAUGAUUUCCCUGAAUGCAAUAUAAUGAAACUCACACAUUCAUUUUGUUAAAAUGAGUUUAUCUAUUUUGUGGGUGCAUGGUUUGAGACAUUUUUGUUUAAACAUGAAACUAAAUAGUGUAUAUUGCAUGUUAAUUGCCUAAUUAUCUACUGUAAAAUACUAGUUGACAUUUUGAAAUGCUUUAUUCUCUAUUGUCAAACUUACUAUGGACAUAUUCUAAGUGUCUAUAUAUACAUUUUACUGCAUUUAAAUUUGCUUUUUUAUUAUUUCAUGUCUUAAGACUGUUGCUUCAUUAUUUGUUCCUAUUUUCACUUUAGCCAAUAAAGAAGAUGUUGACUUUGGUCCAAAGCUUAGUGAAGCUUUAACCUCCCCUACUCAAGAAGAAGAAAACACAAGGUUACAAAGGGAAAAAGAAGCUCAAGAAGCAGAGGAAAGGCGUAAAGCCCACGUUAGAGAAUGGGAUAAAGAAAAAGGUAGUAUCAGUAUAUACACAAAUGAAAUAUGUUUAAUUUAGAGUAAUUUGUGAUAUACAAAGCAAAGUACUUGCUUUGCAAAUUUUUACAUCAUCAAUUAAGUUGUGUAGUGAUCUUAAUUUUAUUCACCUUUAAGAAAUCACACAUUAUGUUAAUUUUUGAUUUCCUUGAACAUUCCAGUGUCUCGUGAAGCCAAUUUUGGUGUGAAACCCUAUCUAGAAAAGCGAAGGGAUGAACGAGAGACUGAAUUUGCUCCACCUUCAAUUUAUUUUGAAAAACCAAAUGAAAAAAUCCAGCCACUUAAAAUCUCAGAUAAACUACGAGCAAAGAGGCUUCAACAGUCCUUAAAAGUUGUAAAUGUAAAACCAGAGGUUCAAAAUAUUGAGCAAACUUUGGACUAUUCUCAAAUAAAUUUACCAGAUCGGGCACCAUCACCAGUCAAAGAUAUUUCAAGUUGUAUGACAUCAGAGACCUAUCUAAGCCCUGAAACCAAUUAUUCAAACAUGAUUUACCCAACUGCUUCCAGCUCAUCUGUGCAAACACAGUCUGCUUCAACUAACAUGAAUUCUGAAAUUCAUCACACAUGGCCAGGCACAACUUUACCCUAUGUCAAUAACAUGUCUUACAACUAUCCUCCCCCUGUGAAUUCAGUUGGUGGGGUCGUGGAUUUUCAGGAUUCCAUGUAUAAUUUUCACCAGUACCCAGCUUGGUAUGCACACUCAACUGGUAGGCCAUUGAACAGUGACUUCAAUAAUGCAGAUACCCCCCAGCAUACGCAACCCCAGGUCCAGCCAACCCAUACGGUUUACAAUCCUGUAUCAGACACAAGGGCUGGCAAUAGUGGCAGUGAUUUGAAUUUGGAAAAAAUGGAGGCACCAAAAAAACCAAAGAUUCCCAGAAUGGCAAUAAUUGACACCAGAUAUGUGAAAAAUGAUGACACAACAUCGGCAGAUGAAAUGACACCAUCCUCCUUAGUAGUAACAGCUGUACCUUAUACACCUGGUAGCUUCACAGCUGCCAAGAUAAUGCUUGCAGAUCAACAUAAUGAAGCUGUGAUGGGCUCCAGCAGUAAACAACAGAUUUCUGGUGGCCCACUGAUAUACACUGCAGAGCAGCAAGAGCAUCAGAGGAAACAAAAUGAGGCAAUGGGAACAGAUCCAGAUCAAGAUAAAAAAAUAAAUGAGUUUUUGAGCAGCAUAAGAACAGGACAUAUUUAAUUGAGUAAAUAAUACUUUUUUUAAAACAAAAAUGUGUAAAUUGGUGCUUAAUAUUCUGUUCAGCUACCUCUCCACAAAAAAGUGACCAACAAACUGAAACCCAUCUUUAUUUUGUGUAGCAGGAAAACAAAAGACCAGCAGUUUCCAAACUGUGAACUGAUCGGGAGAGGGUAGGCAUUUAAAAUGGGGCUCAAAAAUUGUUUAAAUGCCCAUGAUAUUUUAUACAGUAAGGGUGCCGAGAAUUUUGUUUUGAAUAUAGAUAUAGUAACAUAAAGUUUAAGAACCACUAAUACUUGUUCAUACUCUAAUGGCUCUGGCUAACAAAUGGGAAUGCGGGGCUGUGUCAUAUAAUAUAUAAUACAUCUGCAAGAUGGGCUACGCAUGUGGACCUAGCCUUCCCAGGGUUACAAAGUCAGUGUGCAAUGCCAACAGUUCAAAUAGAACUCUGGCAGUGUUUCGUUAUCAUCAGAGUUACCAAGCUCUGCUGCUGGCGUUUCAGUUUCCGACGCAGAUCAGCUUUCUUACUGUAUAAUCAUUGUCGGUACCACUUUGUCUUAAAGUGGUUAGCCAAACAUUUUUGAUACAGAGAAAGGUGACUGGUAUUGAUGGUUGUGGCUGGCCAGUGCCCGUUACAUCCAGAUUGCAUGCUUGUUCAUGUCCCUAAUGUUCACAAGACGUUUCCUUUUUUGAGAAAUGUUUACACAUGCUGUUGAUUUUUCUUUACAUGGCAAGUUGGCUGCUGUCUUUUUGACAUUUCUUGCUCAUCCCACUCAGCCAUUACUAUUAGUUCAUAGGAUCAAAUUUAGUACUUGUACUUCAAAAGAUCAUAAACAGAAAGCUGAUCACUGAUAGAAUAUGUUAGCAUCUUAAAAAUAUACAGCUAUUUGUUUUUUUUAAAGUUUCAAAAAAAAAGUUAAAUGGAACAUUUAUUGAAAAAAUACACAAGUGAGCUUAGGGUUUUUGAUGUAAUACUGUUAUCUUUCAAAUGUUAUUAAAAGUUUUGUAUUAAAAUCUCCUGAUUGACCUUUUUAUUUGAAUUGUUUAUGACUUUCCAUGUUUCAGUACAGAUAAAAGAGGUUUUAAUUAAUUUAAUAAUGCCCCUGGCAUCUCCACAUUAAAUUACAAAAGUAUUCCGCUAAUGAUGAC
This is a messenger RNA of Lymnaea stagnalis (great pond snail), 11682 nucleotides long. The record is from the annotation of a GenBank genome assembly. NCBI's taxonomy places the organism in Eukaryota, Metazoa, Mollusca, Gastropoda, Lymnaeidae.